AUGUGGCUGCUGUGCACCCAGGUGGCAGGUAAACGUCUCUUUUGCGCCGACUUCUUGGACUGCCCUCCCACUCAGCCAGUGGUGAAGCUUCUGCUCUUCACAGAAGAGCACGGGCCAUGCGGCACCCCAUUGCACUCUGCACCAGGCCCCCGAGGGGCGCUCUGGGAUCCAGCAAGGCCCACUGUGGUGAUCGUGCCCGGGAGGCGGCCGCCUAGAGCACGACCCGGCUGGGUGAGGCGCACCGCGCUGGCGCUGCUGGCGACCACACGGAGCAACGUGCUCGCGGCAGACUGGCUUCUGCCAAAGGACCUGGAGAUGAUAAGCGGUGCCCUUGAAGUGGGGAAGAGGCUGGCAAACAUCCUGAGGGCACUGGUGGCCGAAGGCUCCUCCCCGGAUAAGGUCCACCUCGUUGGCUUUGGAGUAGGGGCACACAUAGCUGGCAUUGCUGGAGCCAGUCUGAACGGCACCAUUGGAAGAAUCACAGGUCUGGACCCCUUUGCCCCAAACUUCACAGAAACAGGUUCAUCUCACACUCUGGAUUAUGCUGACGGGCAGUACGUGGAUGUGGUGCACACCAACUUUAACCCCAACGAGCCAGUGGCAGCACUAGGCUCCUCCCAGCCCGGAGGUCACGUUGACUUCUACGUUGGGAACGGAUACCAGCUGCCCGGCUGUCCAAAGGGACUCAUUGGAAGAGAGAAGUAUGUGCUGUGUAGCCAUCAACGUGCUAAACAGCUCUUCGCGAGCUCCAUCCUCUCAACCUGUCCCAUGACAGCCUUCCCCUGCCGCUCCUUUGCCGACUUCAAGAAAGGGCUGUGCACGGACUGCAACUCGUCUGGGCUCCACGAAUGUCCGCGGCUGGGUUACAACAUCAGCUGGCUGACUCGGGAGCGCCCCGUUCCGUUCCGGCACCUCAGUGUGGUCCUGGAUGUUACGCCGGUCGCCCCUUUUUGCGUCGCCCCAUUUCUUCUGGAGCUACACGUCGGAGGAGAUACCCCUUUGGAAGCUCAGCUGUUGGUCCAGCUAAGUGGCAUGUCAACGAGGACACCUACCAUGGCGUUGACAGGUCAAUCGAUGAUCCAAUUCAACCCAACAAAAGUGUACCGGUUUCUGGUGUCGGCAGACCACGAUGACGAAUAUAUUACGCUGUUGAUGGAGUUCUACACCGAACGCUUCCUCUACCUGAACUGGAGGAAAAGGAGGGUCAAAAUUGAUCACCUCCUGCUCGCUCGACUACCAGGAGAUCGAGGGACGGAGUUCUCUGAUGAAGACUUGCCUCCGAAACGCACCAUCCAGCCCAACAAACGAGCAACGUCCGAGACGCCCCCGUCGAAGCAGCGGAGCAUGGAGCCGCGGAGCCAGGCGUGGGACUGGGACAGCUCGCGGUGCCGGGCCCAGCUGGAUGAAGUGUUCUUCCGUCCGCACGACUACAUCCAGGCGGGCAGCUCCGAGCACAAGGACUUCUGGGCUUUCUUUGAGCGCUUCCAGCGGUUCAAGCAGAAGAAGGAGAUGUCGGGAUCGAAGGACGGAGCAGACGCCGAUCUUAAACAGCGGGCCGGAUGCAAGAAGAAUGAUGUUGGGGGCGUUGACCUUGGGCUUCCCGAGGAGUACGACGCCCGCUACCGGAUCAACGUAUCGGUGUGCACUCAGGACGUGGAGGAGCGACUCGGUGGGAAGGAGCGACGACGGAGCGCUUCCAAAGGCCCAGGGAGCGAGGAAGUGGCUGCCUGCCGCCUGGCCCUGCUCCACUACCUGGACUUCAGCCAGAAGCAGAGCUUUGCCAAGCUGGCCAAGCUGCGGCGGGAGCAGAGGAGCCUGCCCAUCUUCCAGUACAAGGACAGGAUUGUGGAUCUGGUGAGGAGGCACCCGGUGGUGGUGGUGGCCGGGGACACGGGCUGUGGGAAGUCCACCCAGGUGCCCCAGUACCUGCUGUCUGCCGGCUUCGACCACAUCGCCUGCACUCAGCCUCGGCGCAUCGCCUGCAUCUCCCUGGCCAAGAGGGUCAGCUUUGAGAGCCUCAACCAGUACGGCUCCAAGGUGGGGUACCAGAUCCGCUUCGAGACCAGCCGAACUUCUGCCACCAAGCUGCUGUUUCUGACCGAGGGGCUGCUGCUGCGGCAGAUCCAGCGGGACGGGGAACUGGGACAGUACCAGGUGCUGAUCGUGGAUGAGGUGCACGAGAGGCACUUGCACUGCGACUUCCUGCUGGGGGUGCUGCGCUCGCUGCUAGCCGUCCGCCCAGACCUGCGCCUCGUCCUGAUGUCAGCCACCAUCAACAUCAAGCUGUUCUCCACCUACUUUCACAACGCUCCUGUGCUGCAGGUGCCAGGCAGGCUUUUCCCCAUACAGGUGAUCUACCAGCCUGUGCCUCCUGAGGAGCUGUCCUCCCGCUCCGAGAAGCUGGACCCCCGGCCAUACCUGCGUGUGCUUCAGAGCAUAGACCACCGCUACCCAGCCGAUGAGAGGGGUGACCUCCUGCUGUUCCUCAGUGGUGUGGCGGAGAUUGAUUCUGUCCUCGAAGCCUGCCAGACGUAUGCCCAGCACACACGUUGCUGGAUUGUGCUACCCCUGCAUAGCACCCUCUCUCUAGCGCAGCAGGACAAGGUGUUUGACGUUGCCCCUCCAGGAGUUAGAAAGUGCAUUAUUUCCACCAACAUCGCAGAGACGUCAGUCACUAUUGAUGGGGUACGCUUCGUUGUGGAUUCAGGAAAAGUGAAGGAGAUGAGUUUUGACCCAAAGGCGAAGAUGCAGCGGCUGCAGGAGUUCUGGAUCAGCCGGGCUAGUGCAGAGCAGCGUAAGGGUCGAGCGGGUCGCACUGGCCCGGGGGUCUGCUACCGUCUGUAUGCGGAGUCAGAUUAUGAGGCCUUCGCCCCCUACCCUGUCCCCGAGAUCCAUAGAGUGGCCCUGGACUCUCUUGUGCUCCAGAUGAAGAGUAUGGGGCUGGGAGACCCCCGGUCCUUUGCCUUUAUUGACCCUCCGCCGGCCGCCAGCAUCCAGACAGCGGUGACCUACUUGAAGGAGCAGGGAGCGCUUGACUGCCAUGAGGAGCUGACCUCCAUCGGGAGUCUGCUGGCACAGCUGCCCGUCGAUGUGGUCAUUGGGAAAAUGCUGGUCCUGGGCUCUGUGUUCAGCCUGGUGGAACCAGUUCUGACAGUGGCUGCAGCUCUUAGCGUGCAGUCACCCUUCCUGCGCAGCGCCCAGCAUAAUCCCGACUGCUCCACCGCAAGGCAGCCUCUGCAGAGCGACCAAGGAGACCCCCUUACCUUGCUGAACACCUUCAACGCCUGGGUGCAGGUAAAGGGGGAGCGAGGUGGAGGAUCCAGAAAGUGGUGCCGCCGCCGGGGACUGGAGGAGCAGCGGCUGUAUGAGAUGGUUAACCUGCGGCGCCAGUUCAAGGAUCUGCUGUCCAGCCACGGGCUGCUUACAGAGGAGCAGAGCGCCCCCUAUAGCCAGGACCGGCAGCGGCGCAGGGAGAUGCAUAGUGAGCGGCGUCGGCUCCAUCAGCUGAAGCGGGAGCACGAGCAGCAGGAGGGCAGGCGGCGCAAAGUGCUGAGGCUGGAGGAUGGAGAGGAGGCUCUGGGGUCUUCGGGGUCUGAGGGGGAGGACGGCAGGGGAGGAAGGAAGAACAAGGAUGCUGCUGGAGGAGCUGUGGACAUACAGGACGUCAAGUUCAAGCUACGUCACAAUGUGUCAAAGCUGCAGGAGGCAGCCAGCGCCAGCCAGGACUUGUCCUCCCGCCAGCAGGCCCUGCUCCGACUGCUGCUGUGUCGCGGGCUGUACCCCCAGCUGGCUCUGCCGGACGAGCACAAUGCCACACGCAAGGACUCGGAGCAGGUAUUCCACACACGGAACAAGCACGGCGUGGUGAUCCACCCCACCAGCGUGUUCGCCAGCAACCCCGAGGUGCUGCACGUCCCCGAGCAGGAACCAGGUGCCGAGAAGAAUGCUAGUUCCAAACACCAGCUGCUGGCCUUUGUCACCCUGCUGGAGACCAACAAGCCCUAUGUGUGCAAUUGCAUACGUGUCCCGGCCCUUCAGGCCCUGCUCCUGGUGGGUGGCUCACUGGACAGCAAUGCCGACUGCACGCGCUUGGUGGUUGAUGGCUGGCUGGAGCUGGCCUUGUCUGACGGAGAGGCGGCCCUGCGCCUGCUGUCCACCGCUCUGAGGCUCCGUGCCGACUGGGAGCGCCUCCUGCAGGCGCAGCUGGGCGCAGGUGCCGAGGGGGUGUUUGUCCCGCACAAAGAGGUGGAACGACUGAGCGACGGCCUGGUGCGCUUCCUGCUGUACACCGAGGUAAGCUACGCACUGCGGCGCCUCACUGCUCUGGAAUCCCAGAACCUGUACGUCGGACCUCAGGCACACGUGGACUCUGUAGGAGGCCUGGCGGUGAAUGCACUCCUGCCUGGAAUCGAAGCUCAUCCAGAUCCCAUCAAGGGAGGUCUCAGGGUCACCAGCUUCUUCACCUUCAACUGUCUGAGUGACUCAAAGGACUUGUACAGCGAAUGUCUUCGGGCUUUCUGGAGCUGCCCGCACUGCGACUUCUAUAUGCCUGUCACACCCUUGGAGCGAAUGCACCACGAGGCCACCUGCAGGCCACCCGGGGAGUCGCAGUCUGUGGAAGAGUCAGAGAGUGAACAGACUCACUCCACGUCAGCCUCUUCCAGCCUGGCCAGGGUCUACCACUGUGACAUCUGCAACAAGGACCUGACCCUUACCUCCACUGAGAUCUUGAAACAUAAGAGGCAGCACCUCUGAAGACCAGUGCAGAAGAGGGUGCAGAAAUGAGAGUAAAAGUGGGUUAAAAUCAAGCGCUCGACUCUGAGAAAAGCACCUGGGUGCAGCAGUCUGCAGUGUUGUCAGUCAUGGGUGGACUAGGAAUGCCUUCUGUGCCUUCAAGAUCAUGGGUUGUUUUCUUGUUUUUCUUCAGACUGUUUUUCAAUAAAUAAUUGGAGGUGAUUUCUAUCACACUGCUUUAGAGCCAUUAUUAAUACGGUAACCCUUUCAGUCCCUGUAAAUUAUUACAUUGAAAAUAAUAAUAAAUUAGUAUUCUAAAUAUUAUUUGUCCUCCAUAAAACACUGCAUAUUCAAAAUGAAACAAUUCUGUUUUUGCUGGAUUUAGACACCAUGUAUGGGUCAUACGUACUUUGAAUGUCGCACAGUCCGAUUGUAUCUCUGUUAUAGAGUCAAAUCUUUACUCCCAUCAUGUGGACAUUGUAGAUAUUGUAGGUAUAUUUUAACAGAACUGGAUACACAUGUGUAGAGAACCUUGUAAGCGUCACUUCUUUUUUGAAUAUUGGUAUUAAAGAACCACAGUGGAAGUAUAACCUUCCACACCAAAUGGAAACUGCCAGCAGAAAAAUGCCACAUACCAUACAAAGGGCAUCGGGUUUGAGUCCCUUUUGAGGUAACAUUUUACACUUACUCAAUUACUUGUGCUUAAUUUUUUUGAGGAGUGGUGCUUUUCAUGGUAAAUGUUGCAAAUGUUUACAUAUACAGUAAAGAAAAAAGUUUUAUUUCUAUCAUUGUUACUUCUGAACUCUUUGCGUUGAAUGUUUUACCUUUUCACCUACCGAGUCGCCGUUACCACAGACCAUGAGCAAGACCUCUUCGCUGUCAGUGGACUUCUGUCAUUUCCAUUGGCUGCCAUUGCAGUCAGUUCCAAUGUGCCCUACCCAGCCACAUAAAAAGACUAUUUAGUUACCUGUUCUUCAUAACAGAAUUGAGGUGAAGUUGGGUGACAGUGGCCUAAAACACAGGAGUAAACUACAGCAUGAUUCAAAACAGCAGAAAUUCCGUAUUUUCAAGUUGCCAGGUCAGACUCAUAAUCUCAGUCCUAUUGAAGUAUCAUAGUGUGAUUUGAGGAAGGCCAUUCGAGCAAGACAUUCAAAAAAUAAACAUGAAGUGAAACAGAGGUAGAUAGAGAAGAUUGAUGGUGUUUGUAGCUCGGGUUGUUGAUUCGGAUGUUCAGGUGUUCGCCGAGCUUGGCAUCCAGACUGCAGACGUUUCAUCACCAGUCGAGGUGACAUCAUCAGUUUAAUGACGCAAUGCAUUAAGCAAUGAUGACGUCAACUUGGCUGGUGUUGAAAUGUGUGCAGUCUGCAUUCCAAGCUUGGCGAACAACUGAAUGAAGUGAAACAGUUUUGUGUAGUCAAAUGGGACGAAAUACCUCCUCACCACUGUGCACAUCUCAUUAGCAGCUACAAAAAGUGCUUGGUUGACGUUAUAGCCGAUAAAGGAGGUUCCGCUAGUCAUAAAG
This is a messenger RNA of Scleropages formosus (Asian bonytongue), 6256 nucleotides long. It is a transcript of the gene dhx34, whose product is annotated as DEAH (Asp-Glu-Ala-His) box polypeptide 34. The transcript is spliced from 26 exons. Bases 1 to 4755 code for a protein of 1584 amino acids. Gene Ontology annotation, cellular component: intracellular anatomical structure. Lineage: Eukaryota; Metazoa; Chordata; Actinopteri; Osteoglossiformes; Osteoglossidae. The record is from RefSeq and is a predicted model, not a curated record. Gene Ontology annotation, molecular function: lipase activity; helicase activity; RNA binding.